AUGGCGACUUCGGUGUGGGAGUCAGGGAGAGCGAAUGCGGCGGAGCAGUCGAUGAGUUCCGUUCAAGGGCGGCGCUGGGAGAAGCACUGGCCGACGGAGGAGGAGCGGCGGGAGAUGAAGUUGCGGAAGUCCGGUGUGAUGGUUGCAGGUUGGGAUUCGGGCUGUGUCGUGGGGUUCGUAACGGGGAGGGGCAGAGCGACGGUUUUUCCAGACGGCGGUUACAAUCCUGACGCAGUGUGA
Molecule: messenger RNA, 240 nt
Organism: Linum trigynum
Lineage: Eukaryota; Viridiplantae; Streptophyta; Magnoliopsida; Malpighiales; Linaceae
Source: the annotation of a GenBank genome assembly